Molecule: messenger RNA, 1524 nt
Organism: Prunus persica (peach)
Lineage: Eukaryota; Viridiplantae; Streptophyta; Magnoliopsida; Rosales; Rosaceae
Product: F-box protein FBW2
Exons: 3
Coding region: 385-1371 (328 amino acids)
Source: RefSeq, a predicted model, not a curated record
UUAACAUAUAUUUUCUCUAAAAUCUUCUUCAAAAAGGAAAAAUAUUUGUACAGAAGAUAAAAGCUGCAAUCUUUUUCCACUAUGGUGGACUUGUUUGCAAAGCAGGGGAUUUCACACUGCAUCUGCAACUGAAAGAUGUGGUUUUGUUUGUAUAAGCCCGAGUUCAGUGUUGGUCUUUUUGCUUCUUGGGUUAUGAGUUUUCAAAGCCUAAAUCUUUAUCUCAUUUAUUCAGCUACCUAGUGGUGUUUUGGCUCUCCUCUAGAUCUGUGAGGAGGUCGUCAUGCACUUAAUCAAACAACCCCUUGAUACACAUGCAGUGAUUUGGACUCUGUUCAUCUUAUGCCUUCCUCCUCCUGGGUUUUGAUUCUUUUAUUGGCAGACUAGAUGGAAGUGGGAACUGAUUUUCGGCAUUGGGACGAAUUAAUACCAGAUGCAUUGGGUCUGAUUUUCAGCAACCUUACUCUCCAGGAUAUACUAACAGUGAUCCCAAGGGUUUGCCAAUCCUGGAGCAAGGUAGCGAUGGGGCCUUACUGUUGGCAAGAGAUAGACAUUGAGGAAUGGAGUAAUAGAUGCCAGCCUCAGCACCUUGAUCGUAUGCUUCAAAUGCUGAUUGCAAGAAGUUGUGGAUCGCUCCGAAAGCUCUGUGUUUCUGGCCUCCAAAAUGACAUGAUGUUCUCCUACAUCACUGAACAUGCUGGUUCUCUUCAGACCUUGAGACUGCCAAGAAGUGAAAUAGGUGAUUCAAUAGUAGAACAGACAGCUGGAAGGCUUUCUACUAUCACUUUCUUGGAUCUUAGCUACUGUGGCAAAAUUGGUUCUCGGGCUUUAGAGGCAAUCGGAAAGAACUGUAAAUUGCUCGUGGGGUUGUGCCGGAACAUGCACCCAUUGGAUACAGCAGGCAAGCCUUUGAUGGAUGAGGAGGCUCAUGCCAUUGCCACCACAAUGCCUAGGCUGAAGCACCUUGAGAUGGCAUACCAUCUUAUCAGCACAAAAAGCGCUCUUCAAAUACUCUCAAACUGCACCGAGCUCGAGUUUUUGGAUUUGAGAGGGUGUUGGGAUGUUCAACUUGAGGACAAGUUCCUCAAGGAAAAGUACCCAAAAUUGAAGGUUUUAGGGCCUCUUAUUCUGGACUACUAUGAGAGGAAUGAGUGGGAAGAUUGCUCCGAUUUCUCAGAUGCUUCUGAGUAUUUGGCCUGGGAAUUUGUGGCUGGUGAAUUGGAGGAUUACUAUGAUGAUGAUGAUGAUGUGAGUUAUGAUGGAAUGUGGGAUGAUGAGGGAAGGCUGGAGGAGCUUGAGCUGAGGUUCUAUGAAGGAAUUGAUCAGAAUGGGGAUGCAGUGUAUGGAGGGCAUGGUUGGCCUCCAUCUCCUUAAUAAAGUUGUGUUUUUUCUAAUUUUUCAAACUGUUUGCUUUCUCUGUUUUCUAGCAUUUCCUAGAUGCUUCUGUGUUGAACUUACUAUAUCUUUUUAUGGAUAUAUAUAUAAUCUGUUAAUGGAAAAUGAAAAAGCAUGGUUUGUUUAGUCUCA